Messenger RNA from Orbicella faveolata, 970 nucleotides. RefSeq lists its product as uncharacterized. NCBI's taxonomy places the organism in Eukaryota, Metazoa, Cnidaria, Anthozoa, Scleractinia, Merulinidae. The record is from RefSeq and is a predicted model, not a curated record.
UCCUUUUGACAGAUUGGUGAAAAUGUCAUUUUCCAAAGAACAAAAAGGAUGGUUGGUGGUUGGAAUUGUUUUACACAAGACAGUUGCUCCUGUCUUACGAUGUUUUGUAGAACAAGAAGUUACAAAGCUAUACAAUCAUUAUGACAAUACUUUUAACUUAAAGACAUUGCAAUUGAAUCAGGUUUCCUCUGAUCCAGAGCUCAAAUCAUUAAGUUUUCGAAAUAUAAACGGCAAUUUCUCGAAGCCUAACAAAAAAAGUUACAACUAUCAUAUUUACAGUCCAUUAGAUCUAGCCAAAUUGUAUUUAACACCAAAUGUAGCCAAAUGCAUAUCUGGCUUUGAUGAAUCCCUGGACACAAGUGCCAUUCUGGUGCUGCUGGGAAGUAAAGUUUCUUUGCUUACGAAAGUCCCUCAUGCUUCACCCUCCCAUUCGGCACUGAUUCAACGUCUUGCUGAUGAUGUCAGAGAGAAUGUGCGGAACGAGUGGGGCCACUAUGACAGCACUAAGUGGACUGAGACCUUUUUCAGUGACUGUUUUGACAAGUUAAGAAAGUUAGUCAGCAGUUUAGGUCUUAAGGAUGGAGGGAAGACCACUUUAGAUGAACUAGAUGAGUACAAAACAAAAGCGCUUUGUACAGGAGAAUGCAUAGAUCAAAGUCUUCUCCAAAUGGUUCAGCAUGGUUUAAGUGCACUUCUUGCAGAUUUCCAGAACAUUCAGAAGCAGUAUUCUGCUACUCAGGAUUCAUUAGUUGAGAUACAAGAUCAGCAAUCAUCCAAAAGGGCCAGACUGGAAGCUCAGGAUCAACAGUUGAGUGAUCAUGAAGAGGUUCUGAAGAAUCUUCACUCUGUCUGCGAAAGCUUAAAAUCUCGAAUGGAAGAAGUGGAACAAAAAGUGAAAAGUCAAGAGAGCAAUAAGACAGGUAAUGUUGCUCCUUUUCUCUCCAACCCCUAUGGAAUAGUCUUAGAUUAA